UGACCCAUCAGGGUAACCGCAAAAACUUUCCACGCAUGCUCACUUCAGUUUGAACCAAGGCUGUUCAUGAUGGCUGCGGAUAGUGCCUUGCUAUUGGGCUUGGUAGAAGAAUUCGUUUUGGGACAACAGGACCGCAAGGCUGUAGACACCGCAACAGAACUCAAGGCUGGACAGUUUACUAUACUGCAGUUGGUUGAAGCCUUGGGUUUGCAUCUGACCAGCUCCCAACCCCAGACCCGAGCCCGUGGUGUCCAGCUCCUCUCCAAUGUCCUACAGGAGUGCCAUGGAGACCUUACAGAGAGAGAAGUGGAAGUCCUUAUAGUGUUUUAUGAGAACAGAUUGAAGGACCACUAUGUCAUCACACCACAUGUCAUACAGGGGCUGAAAGCGCUGACCAAAUGCUCAGUGUUGCCGCCUGGGUCUGCAGUGUCCAUUCUGAAAUCACUAUUCCAGGACAUCCAUGUGCAGUCCCUGAUGCUGGCGGAGCGGUCGUGUGUUUACAACAUCCUCAUCCAGCUUAUGGAAUCCAGAGAGUCAGAGCUUAAGGGCCUGGGUGCAGACUUUGUCUUUGGGUUUGUCCAGUCAGUGGAUGGGGAGAGGGACCCACGCAACCUUCUCCUGGCCUUCCAUAUCGCUGGGAAGAUUGUCCGUGAAGGCUAUGAUCUUGGUAAAUUCACAGAGGAGUUGUUUGAAGUGACAUCCUGCUAUUUCCCUAUAGACUUCAGCCCUCCCCCGAACGACCCCCAUGGCAUCACCCAGGAGGAGCUGGUCCUGGCCCUGAGGGCCGUGCUCACCGGAACACCACGCUUUGCAGAGUUCCUGCUGCCACUGAUCAUUGAGAAGCUGGACUCCGGUGUUCAGAGUGCCAAGGUGGACUCCCUGCAGACCCUGACUGCCUGUGCUUCUUUGUAUGAACAUAAAGAGCUAGCCCAAUUCCUACCAGGCCUUUGGGCCUCGCUGCGCAGAGAGGUGUUUCAGACAGCUAGUGAGCGGGUGGAGUCCGCUGGCCUAGCCGCCGUCGGUACCCUGACAGCCUGUCUCUCCCGCUCCGUCCUCAACUCCGACUCUGAAGACUCCCUCAAUGUCUUUCUGGAGCUGGUCCUCAAAGACUGUCAGCACCACUUGUGUGAGCCGGACCUGAAGCUGGUGUGGCCCAGUGCGAAGCUGCUGCAGGCCACCUCUACCGCCUCCUACAGGGCGAGCCACAGAGUUGCCGCCGCCGUCCUGCCGUCCCUCAUAGAGCAAUACAACAGCCGCACACAGUGUGCUCAGCGGCGCACCCUACUGGAGGUGUUACAGGGCUUCGUCCAUCCGGUGAAAUCAUCAGAAGAGGAUGAGAGUGUGCUGUUGGACUUCAGGCAGUCUCUGUGCAGUGUAGUGUUCUCUGCUCUGUCUGAGAGCAAUGCUGACCUCCAGAUCACAUCUAUGCGUGUGCUCACUGCUCUGGGCCAACAGACAGGCCUGCUGUUAGAGUCAGAUGUGGAGCUGGCCGUUGACCACCUCACCAGGCUCAUCCUGGAGGAGGAAGAUCCUAAAGUCAGCCUGGCUGUGGUUGAGUGUGCAGGGGCUCUGGCUCGCCUGCACCCUGCAGCCUUCAUCUCUAAGAUGGUUCCACGGCUGAAGGAGGAAAUCUUCUCAGAGCCCAUGGCACAAGGUGACAGCGCCGCGCAGUCCCAGGAACAUUCCCAGCAGGCAGUGCGUCAGCGCUGUGUGGCGGCGCUGGCUGCGGUGUCGUCCCGGCCCAGUUUGGUUCAGGAGAGCACACCUGUCCUGCUACAGGUCCUCACCUCUGCACACACUGGCACUGGCGCGUUCUCACUGGAAGAGGUGAUCUCUGUCUGCCACAGUCUGCAGAAGAUAGCAGAGCAGGCCCAGGACACUGAAGAGACCGGUGGCGUCUUCCAUGACGUCAUUCCUCGCCUGCUCGGGCUGGCAUUGCAGGCAGCUUUGCAGGGUUCCUCAGACCAUCGUAGCCCGAUACUCGAGGAGACUGUCCUAUCAGCCAUGGUACCCAUCAUCAGCACCACUUGUGCCCGACUACAGUCCCAACUGGCUGGCCAAACAGCCUCGCGGGCCGUGUCCCUCUUCCUUGACGGUGAUGUUUCCUUCCUGCCAGAGAACGCCUUCCCCUCCCAGAUCCAGCUCCUCAAGGCAGGUGACUCCCGGAGCCAGUCCCAGAUGGUGUGCCUGCUCAUGGGUUGUGUGUGCUGGCUGCCACGGACUGUGGAGGUGCCCCAGAUGGACAGGCUACUGUUGGAGCUGGAGGAGCUGAGCUGUACCUCUGACCAUCCCCUCUCCUACACGUCAGCCGCCAAGUGCUACGCUGGGCUGGUCAACAAGAGUCCCGCAGGUGAAGCCCUGGACUCUCUGAUAGACAGGAUGUUAAAGAGGAUCUCCACUGAGCUGGACUCUGCAUCCUCCCCAGUCAGAACGCAGGCGUUCACUCUGCUGCUUUGGGUGUCCAAAGCUCUCCUUCUCCGCUACCACCCUCUGUCCACAGCCCUGACUGACAAGCUCUUCUCCCUGCUCAGUGACCCAGAGCUGGGUUCGUUAGCGGCCAAUGGAUUCUCUCUCCUGAUGAGCGACUCGCAGGACGUCCUGAACCGCGGUAGCCACGCCGACGUGCGCAUCAUGUACCGCCAGCGCUUCUUCACGGAGAACUCUGCCAAACUGGUCGAGGGCUUCAACGCUGCAGUCCAAGAGAAGAAGUCUGGCUACCUGAAGGCACUGUCUCACAUUGUAAACAACCUACCCAGACAGGUCCAGCUUACUGAGCUACCAGCGCUCUUGCCCCUCCUGCUGGAGGCCCUGUCGUGUCCGGACCAGGGGGUGCAGGUUUCUACCCUGUCCUGCUUGCAACCUGUCCUCCUGGACCCCCCUUCAACCCUCAUCACCCAGCUGGAGGUGCUGGUGGGCCGCACACUGGCGCUCACCACCAGCCCUACCAUGAAAGUGCGGAUAGCCUCACUGCGCUGUAUCCAUGCCCUCUCCCGCUUUCCAGAACAUGAGAUCAUGCCCUUCCGUGCGAGGGUGCUGCGUGCCCUGGCUGCCCCCCUGGACGACCAUAAGAGGGUGGUGAGGAGCGAGGCAGCGGUGGCCCGGAAUGAAUGGUUCCUUCUGGGGAGUCCAGGAGGCAGGUGAAUUUGGUCCCCCAUCCCUGACUGGGUGUGGGAGGGGACAGAUGGCACGGCUUGCUCCUGAGGAAGUGGCCCUGGAUCCAGGCUUGGGGCUCUAGCGCUGCCCUUGGAGUCUGGGACAUCUCACCACCACCCACAGCACUUCAUCUUGUACAUGAGAUUAAACACGGGUGGCGGGUAGCCUAGCCGUUAAGAGCGUUGGGCCAGUAACCGACAGGUCGCUGGUUGAAAUCGACUAGGUGAAGAAGAAGAAAAAAAUCUGUCAGUGUGCCCUUGGGCAAGGCACUUAACCCUAAUUGCUCCAGUAAGUCGCUCUGGAUAAGAGCGUCUGCUAAAUGACACAAAUAUACACUUUUUUUUGUACUGCUUCUACCAUCAAACGUGAGAGGAGUUAGACUGACCACUGCAUGGUGGCAUGGACCUACGGGUGACAGCCUACUGCCCCUUCAUGGAAAGACAGAGCUGCACUGAAACAAGCUUGGCACAGAGAGAAGAAAAAACAAUUUCUAUUGGGGAGAGGGGUGUUAAUGAAUGUGUGAAAGAGGACCUAUUAACCAUAUAUCUAACCAUAUUAAGGACAAUGUGUUUAACAAGGCUCAAAGAUCCCAUUUUGAAGCGUGAACCUUGUAUUCGGCACUGGAAGAAUGAUUAAUGCAGCUGGCAUGUGGUUGGCUACACAUUUCACUAGGCCAACUUACUUUGAACCUCAAAAUUAUGCCGAAGAUGUGGACAAUAUUUAAAAUGUCUAACUUAAGCUGUCAAUAAAACAUUUUUUUUUGUUGUAAA
Molecule: messenger RNA, 3923 nt
Organism: Salmo salar (Atlantic salmon)
Lineage: Eukaryota; Metazoa; Chordata; Actinopteri; Salmoniformes; Salmonidae
Product: MMS19 nucleotide excision repair protein homolog
Cellular component (GO): MMXD complex; cytosolic [4Fe-4S] assembly targeting complex
Source: RefSeq, a predicted model, not a curated record